Molecule: messenger RNA, 4240 nt
Organism: Dicentrarchus labrax (European seabass)
Lineage: Eukaryota; Metazoa; Chordata; Actinopteri; Moronidae
Gene: gmps
Product: guanine monophosphate synthase
Exons: 16
Coding region: 199-2271 (690 amino acids)
Biological process (GO): GMP biosynthetic process
Cellular component (GO): cytosol
Molecular function (GO): ATP binding; GMP synthase (glutamine-hydrolyzing) activity; GMP synthase activity
Source: RefSeq, a predicted model, not a curated record
GGAGGAGGACAGACUGUGACAGCCCAUCUUCAAGCCCACAGUCCAAUCUGCUGUUGAAACAGUAGUCGGCGUGCUGAGCCAGGAGCUAACCAGUAGCUCCCUCCCUCCCUCUCUCUCUCUCUCUCUCUCUCUCUCUCUGAGACCUGGGACAGCGAGGCGAAGGGGAGAGCAGCUCAUUCCACAACACGGCAGUCCUCCAUGGCUCUGUGCAACGGAGACAGCAAGCUGGAGAUCAGCAGCGCAGAGCAGAAUGGGUCAUGUGAGGGAGCGGUGGCGAUCCUGGAUGCUGGGGCCCAGUACGGAAAGGUGAUUGACAGGCGGGUGCGAGAGCUGUGUGUACGCUCUGAGAUCCUCCCUUUAGAGACCCCAGCCUUUGCUAUCAGAGAACAGGGCUACAGGGCAAUUAUCAUUUCAGGAGGUCCUGCUUCUGUGUAUGCAGAAGAUGCCCCCUGGUUCGACCCUGCCAUAUUCACCAUAGGAAAGCCUGUCCUUGGGAUUUGCUAUGGGAUGCAGAUGAUGAAUAAGGUUUUUGGCGGCACAGUACACAAAAAGAGUGUGAGGGAAGAUGGAGUGUUCAGUAUUGGACUGGACAACACUUGUUCUCUCUUCAGAGGCUUGCAGAAGGAGGAACUGGUCCUGCUGACCCAUGGAGAUAGUGUGGAUAAAGUGGCUGAUGGCUUUAAAGUGGUGGCCCAAUCAGGGAACAUCAUUGCCGGGAUUGCUAACGAACAGAAGAAGCUGUAUGGGACGCAGUUUCACCCUGAAGUCGACUUGACGGAGCGAGGCAUGGAGAUGCUGCGUACCUUCCUGUUUGAGAUUGCAGGAUGCACGAGUAACUUUACCGUACAGAACCGCCAACAGGCCUGCAUCGACGAGAUCAGAGAAAAAGUAGACAAGUCUAAAGUGCUGGUGCUGCUGAGUGGUGGGGUGGACUCCACAGUUUGCACAGCUCUCCUAAACAAAGCCCUCAACCAGGACCAGGUGAUAGCAGUGCACAUCGACAACGGCUUCAUGAGGAAGAGAGAGAGUCAGAGUGUGGAGGAGGCCCUCACCAAGCUGGGCAUCAAACUCAAAGUGGUAAAUGCAGCUCACACCUUCUACAACGGAACGACAACCCUCCCCAUUUCUGAGGAGGACAGGACACCACGAAAACGCAUCAGCAAGACUUUGAAUAUGACUACCAACCCGGAAGAAAAAAGGAAAAUCAUUGGAGAUACAUUUGUCAAAGUGGCAAAUGAAGUGAUAGGAGAGAUGAAUCUGAAGCCAGAAGAGGUUUUCCUGGCCCAGGGUACCUUACGGCCCGAUCUCAUUGAGAGUGCCUCUCAUCUUGCCAGCGGCAAGGCAGAGGUCAUCAAAACACACCACAACGACACUGAGCUCAUCCGCAAACUCCGAGAUGAGGGUAAAGUAAUCGAACCGCUGAAAGAUUUCCAUAAAGAUGAAGUCAGAGCGCUGGGGAGAGAGCUGGGCCUGCCAGAGGAGAUUGUCUCCCGACACCCUUUCCCUGGUCCUGGUUUGUCCAUCAGAGUGAUUUGUGCAGAGGAGCCCUACAUCUGUAAGGACUUUGCUGAAACAAACAACAUCCUCAAAAUCAUCACAGACUUCUCUGCAAGCGUCAAAAAGCCCCAUGUCUUGCUGCAGAGAGUCAAGUCGUGUAUAUCAGACGAGGAGGAAGAGAAGCUCAUGCAGAUCACCAGCCUUCAUUCACUCAAUGCCUUCCUGCUGCCCAUCAAAACUGUCGGCGUCCAGGGUGAUUGCCGGUCCUACAGUUACGUGUGCGGUGUCACAAGUAAAGAAUCUCCGCACUGGGAAUCUCUCAUGUUCCUGGCCAGACUCAUCCCUCGCAUGUGCCAUAGCAUCAAUAGAGUUGUGUAUGUGUUUGGGUCCCACGUGAAAGAGCCGCCAUCAGACAUUACCCCAACUUUCCUGACCACAGGUGUUCUGAGCACGCUCAGACAGGCUGACUUUGUAGCUCACUCGAUCCUUAGAGAGUCUGGCUAUUCCGGUAAGAUCAGCCAGAUGCCGGUCAUCCUGACCCCCCUGCACUUUGACCGUGACCCACUGCAAAAGCAGCCAUCCUGCCGGCGCUCUGUGGUGGUCCGCACCUUCAUCACCAGCGAUUUCAUGACCGGCAUCCCCGCCAUGCCUGGCAACCAUAUCCCAGAGGAGGUGGUUCUGAAGAUGGUGAAUGAGAUCAAGAAGAUCCCAGGCAUCUCCAGAGUCAUGUAUGAUCUGACCUCCAAACCACCCGGCACCACAGAGUGGGAAUAAAACACAACACGACGUCACACCGACAGGACACGCACUCACACACAAUGCACAAACACGCUCAACAGAUAUCAGAGAGGGCUGGUGAACUCCUCUCCUUUUCUGUCCUUCUUCCCUCUCCCUACUUUCCUCACCUGCCCUCCGUCUUUAUGUCCUGUACCUCCACCCCUCUCUUCAACAUUCCCAUGGAAGGCAGACCGUACUGUGACGAGCGCACGUGCAAAGGCGCUACUACUCUGCUCUCCCCCACCACUCCUCCCUGGUCUUAAUAUUUUUGGCGAUAGGGAUUGAUUAAUGUUGGUUAUUGAUAAUAUAUUGUCCUUUUUUGAUCCAUGUAAACAGUGUAUUUCCUCUUUACGAUGAAAAGGUAAAUUGCUGCUUCCUUUUUGUUAGGUCAACCAUUAAAGGCAAGCGGCGAGAAGCUGUGAAAGUUCAGAAAGUGGACUUUGAUGUUGUGCCUCAGGUUGCAUUCUGGGAUGAGCUGAACAUGAAAACAAGCAAAACAUAGAGUCAUAAAAAGAAAGAAUAGCAGAAGUAGAAUUUAAAAAUCUUCAAUUGUUUCCUGCCUUUUUUUUGUUGGAUGUUUUUGUCUUACUGUUGUAGGUCAAAAUGUUCUCAACCUAAGACUAUCCUCUCUCUAUUUGUUCAUUUUCACUUUCUGCCUGUAUACUGUGCUAUGAAGAAGAUUGUCUGUUUAAAGUAAAACUGAACAGACAACCUAUGUGACCAAUCAAUACUUUUUAAGCUUUUUUUGUUUUGCCAAAAGUAGAAUAUGCUGUGGUGAUAUAUAACGUUGUGGGCUCCUCUGACGAUCUUCUCCAAGCUACAUUUGUUGACAAGAGCUCUUGACUUGUUGCUGCACACAUCGUGGGCAGCAGUCAACCCAAGAUUAGCUUCAGUAUGAUGACUAGUGUGCAGUUGUGCAGGAGGCCAAUAUGAUGGGUAAAUUUGUAUGUGCCUGUUCUAUUGUUUUUUUCUUUAUUUCUUUGGUGUGACCCAACCUGGACUCUGUUUCCAGAAAGGAGGAUAUAACACUGUUUCUCCUCAUGCUGCAAUAUGUAUGCUUUUUAUGAAGAAUAAACAUGACAAGAGGACUAACUAAUAACAAAAUUAUAAGUACAGUAGAGUUUAUAACCACAUUGUGUAAAUUGCUGUUGUCUUUUCAUCAUUAUUUGGCUGCUCUUUUGUUGUGCAGGGGCACAUUUUUGCACAUUUUGUCUUGUUUUCACCAAGCCUUGGUGCUUUAUCAGCAUAACAGAAUCAUACAUCCAGCAGGAAGUACACCUUAUUAAGUGUGUUGCUCUGUAGUGUCAAAGGUCAGUGUAAAAGUACUGUCCGAUGCCAUUUCAAACAUUCAAGUUCACGGUGUCUCAUAAAGGCAUUACUGCUUAAUUUUUAUGUUUCGUUCUCAAAACAACAUAAUCUCCAGUCUUCUGUCUCGUCAUUUAGACCUCAGCGAAUACAGUGCUCAGGUUUAACUGAGUUUUAAAAAGUGUAUUGUACCCUGAUAGACACAUCUCACCCGGACGUGGUGGUUCUCAUGCCUCCAGAAUUUGUCUUUGUGCCUCUCAUCCUUUGUUAAAUCCUUAAACUUUAGUGGCAAAAUACUCCUAAUGCAAAAUGAAUGGUUUUCCUGAAUUGUCUUAACUGCUAUUAGUGUUUCUCCCUCUGUUCGGCCUUUUUAUACGUGGCUAUUUUCUGUUACACGUCUCCAUAGAAAACAACAGCUUGAUAGUAAUGGACAUAUAAUUUUGUAGUUGGAUUUAAUUGCAAUAUCGAUAAGAUUAAGUUAUGCAAUUUAAUGUUUUUGGGGGUUUUUUGGUUCAUUUUUUUUAAUUUUGUUUGUGUUCCAACAACGCUCAUUCUUCUUAGUAACGUGCCUCAAACCAAGCCACUGCAUGCAGUUUCAACUAUGAUGACAUUUGUACAAUGGAAAACUGAGCUUUAAUAAAGAUCUCCAUGUUGAAACUUC